Molecule: messenger RNA, 1537 nt
Organism: Dentiscutata erythropus
Lineage: Eukaryota; Fungi; Glomeromycota; Glomeromycetes; Diversisporales; Gigasporaceae
Source: the annotation of a GenBank genome assembly
AUGUGUGGUAUUUUCGCAGUUUUCAAUUAUCCCAGUGACGUCAACGGCUUUCGCCGGCGAGCCUUAUUACUUUCUAAAAGGAUAAGACAUAGAGGUCCUAAUUGGAGUGGGUGUGAAAUUUCCGGUAACAACAUUAUUUGCCAUGAACGGUUAGCUAUAGUUGGUGUUGAAAGUGGUGCUCAACCACUCACUAAUAAUGACAAAUCCAUAAUUCUUUCUGUCAAUGGAGAAAUUUAUAAUCAUAAGAUUUUGAGAAAACAACUUAAAAACGGAAUUGAUGCUGUUAAACGACUUGAUGGGAUGUUUUCCUUUGUCCUUCUCGACACGAAUCAAAAUCGAUUUAUUGCCGCGCGUGAUCCUAUCGGUAUUACUACCCUUUAUCAAGGUUGGUCGUCGUCUUCUCCCGGUACAGUCUAUUUCGCUUCGGAGUUAAAAUCACUUCAAGAUGAUUGUGAUAAAAUCCUCUCAUUUCCUCCGGGCCAUAUAUAUGACUCUUUAACUGGUGAGACGACAAGAUACUAUCAACCUAUAUGGUGGGACAGUGAUUUUAUACCAACUACUCCAACUGAUUACACCCUAUUAAGGAAAACUUUGGAGAGAGCUGUUCGAAAAAGACUAAUGAGUGAUGUUCCGUUUGGUGUUUUAUUGAGCGGUGGUUUGGAUUCCAGUCUAAUCGCUGCAAUAGCAACGAGGGAGGCUGCUAAAUUAGCUGCUUCCCAUGAUGGUAUUGAAGAUAAUGAAGUUGACGAACGUGUUGUAACUACAUGGACCAAGAUUCAUUCGUUUUCUAUUGGACUUCCUGGAUCUCCAGAUUUGAUAGCUGCACGUUCAGUUGCUGAAUUUCUCGGCACUAAUCAUCAUGAAUAUACCUUCACUAUUCAAGAGGGUCUCGAUGCGGUUCACGAUGUCAUACAUCAUUUAGAAACUUAUCGUGUAACAACUAUUAGCGGUGAAGGAAGCGACGAAAUGCUCGGAGGCUAUCUAUAUUUCUAUAACGCACCAUCUGCUAUAGAUUUUCACAAGGAAACUGUUAAACUUGUAAAAAACUUACACAAUUCUGAUUGCCUACGUGCCAAUAAAUCUACAAUGGCCUGGGGACUUGAGGCUCGAGUUCCAUUCUUGGAUAAAGAUUUCCUUGAUAUUGUGAUGACGAUUGAUCCAGAAGAAAAAAUGCAUAAAGAAGGAAGGAUGGAAAAGUACAUUCUUCGUAAAGCAUUUGAUGUUUCAACAACGGGUGAUACUCAUCCUUAUCUACCCGAAUCGAUUCUCUGGCGUCAAAAGGAACAAUUUUCUGAUGGUGUUGGCUAUAACUGGAUUGAUUCUCUUCGUGAUAGUAGCGAAAAAUCUGUGACCGAUGAGCAGUUAGCGAAUGCUUCCAAACGUUGGUCUAAAGAUCCUCCACAAACUAAAGAAGCCUAUUGGUACAGAGAUCAAUUUGAAAGGUUAUUCCCAGGAGAUCAUUGUGCUGAAAGUGUAGUAACAUGGAUUCCAAGGAGAGAUUGGGGAUGUCCUGAAGAUGCAUCUGGUCGUGCUCAAA